This is a messenger RNA of Ipomoea triloba (trilobed morning glory), 1370 nucleotides long. Its product is annotated as 33 kDa ribonucleoprotein, chloroplastic. Lineage: Eukaryota; Viridiplantae; Streptophyta; Magnoliopsida; Solanales; Convolvulaceae. The transcript is spliced from 4 exons. Gene Ontology annotation, cellular component: cytosol. The record is from RefSeq and is a predicted model, not a curated record. Gene Ontology annotation, molecular function: mRNA binding. The coding region runs from base 80 to 1123 and encodes 347 amino acids.
CCUAUCCGACCUUAUCUUUCUUUCUCGUCGUGGAAAUCAAAUUUUCACCGAUCACUUCUGCAAAAAUCAUUGUCCAACAAUGUUAAAUUCUUCCCUGUUAAUGGCAGCUACCGCCACCACAACCGCCGUAGCUUUCACCACCACUUCAUCAUUACCAUCUUCACUUCCUCUCUACACUAAUCUUCCAUUAGACCAGUUUUCGCUCACUACUCCCCUUCACUUCCCCUCCAAACCCAAGCCCUUUAAACACCCAAAACUCACUGCCCAUUUCUCCAAUUUCCAUGUCCUCACUCGCACUGCCACUUUCUGCGCUUCAGCUGACAGCAUUAUUGAGGCCAUCCAAGAAGAUACCCAAGUGGUAGAAGCUUCAGAACAGGAAGAGGAGGAAACUGAUGAAGUUGAAGAAGAAGAAGAAGAAGAAGAAGAUGGUGAUAAUGGAAGUGUUGAGUCUCCAUCAGCUGAAGCUGGGAGAUUAUUUGUUGGGAAUUUGCCUUUCUCUCUAACCUCUUCUCAGUUGUCUGAAAUCUUCUCUGAGGCUGGCCGUGUUAGUAAAGUGGAGGUUGUUUAUGAUAGAGUUACUGGUAGAAGUCGAGGAUUUGCAUUUAUUACAAUGGGAAGUGUUGAAGAAGCAAAUGAGGCUAUCCGGAUGUUUGAUGGAUCUCUAGUUGGGGGGAGAACAGCGAAGGUGAACUUCCCUGAGGUGCCAAGAGGAGGAGAAAGGGAAGUGAUAGCCUCACGGGCGAGGAGCAGUAAUCAAGAAAAUUUUAACAGUCCUCACAGAUUAUACUCAUCGAACCUCUCCUGGAACCUCACUUCUCAAGGCCUACGGGAGGCUUUUGCAGACCAGCCGGGAGUCUUGAAUGCAAAGAUCGUAUAUGACAAGGAGACUGGGAAGUCUCGAGGGUUCGGGUUUGUCUCUUUUGCUUCUGCUGGAGAGCUGGAAUCUGCCCUUAAUGCCAUGGAUGGAGUGGAGGUGGAAGGUCGGCCUUUGCGAUUGAAAAUUGCCAUUCAAAAAAUUCCUAAUUCUUCAUCCGCUGCUGUUGACACGAAUCCUGUAAAAGAACUGCAGACUAGUGAACUUGUUUCAAGCGCGAGCUCCCAGAAAGAGGAAGAAGUUGCAUAAUCGAAAUGAACAUUCCUAUAUUCUUCAGCCAUCCCUGUUUGCAGGCUUCUUGGAUCAAUCCCUUCACAUUUAUCUGCCAAUUUUCAUUAACUAAAAGUAAGUAAAUUAUAUCUUACUGAAGUACUUGUGAGUUUAACCAUAUGCAGUAGUAUAUAUCACUUAGUUUUUCCAAUUUAUAUGCUUUAUGCUCUUUUGUGAAUGAACUUUGUGAUAGCAAAAUCUUUUCAAGUCAUACCAUCUUAGUAUA